Messenger RNA from Triticum turgidum subsp. durum (durum wheat), 1068 nucleotides. The record is from the annotation of a GenBank genome assembly. Lineage: Eukaryota; Viridiplantae; Streptophyta; Magnoliopsida; Poales; Poaceae.
AUGGCCGGCAGCGACGAGGUCAACCGCAACGAGUGCAAGACGGUGGUGCCGCUCCACACAUGGGUGCUCAUCUCCAACUUCAAGGUGUCGUACCACAUGCUGCGCCGCCCCGACGGCACCUUCGAGCGCGACCUCGCCGAGUACAUGGACCGCCGGGUGCCCGCCAACCCCAGGCCGGUGGAGGGCGUCUCCUCCUUCGACCACGUCAUCGACCACUCCGUCGGCCUCGAGGCGCGCAUCUACCGCGCCGUCGCCGGCAACGCCGCCGCGGCCGCCGAGGGCGCCGCCGCGCUCACCCUGCCCAUCCUCGAGUUCCUCGGCGGGGCGACGUCCCCGGAGCCGCUCCCGGUGAUCAUCUUCUUCCACGGCGGCAGCUUCGCGCACUCGGCGUCCAGCACCACCAUCUACGACAACCUCUGCCGCCAGUUCGUGAAGCUGAGCAAGGGCGUGGUGGUGUCCGUCAACUACCGGCGCGCCCCGGAGCACCGGUACCCGUGCGCGUACGACGACGGGUGGGCCGCGCUCAAGUGGGCGCAGGCCCAGCCGUUCCUGCGGAGCGGGAGCGACGCGCGGCUCCGGGUGUUCCUCGCCGGCGACAGCUCCGGCGGCAACAUCGCGCACCACGUGGCCGUGCGCGCCGCGGAGGAGGGGAUCAAGAUACACGGCAACAUCCUGCUCAACGCCAUGUUCGGCGGCGUGGAGCGCACCGAGUCGGAGCGGCGCCUCGACGGCAAGUACUUCGUCACGCUCCAGGACAGGGACUGGUACUGGAAGGCGUACCUGCCGGAGGACGCGGACCGGGACCACCCGGCGUGCAACCCGUUCGGGCCGAACGGGCGGCGGCUCAGGGGCCUGCCGUUCGCCAAGAGCCUCAUCAUCGUGUCCGGGCUGGACCUCACCUGCGACCGGCAGCUGGGCUACGCGGAGGGCCUCCGGGAGGACGGGCACGACGUGAAGCUGGUGCACCGCGAGAAGGCCACCAUCGGCUUCUACCUGCUGUCCAACACGAACCACUACCACGAGGUGAUGGAGGAGAUCGCCGAGUUCGUCCGAGCUAACCUCCUGUAG